AUGAUGGAGUCUGAGGAGACCCACGUCAGAGCCAAGCCACCGGUGGUCCACCGGAGACCCCCCAGGGAGACGAGACCUCCACCACGCCUGAGACCUCCACCACGCCUGAGACCGCCACCACACCUGAGACCUCUACCACACCUGUCUGAUGAUGGCGUGGACUUCCUCCCAGAGGUCGAGUCACCACAAACACAACCAGGGUACUGUAAGCUCGGUAAGAACCACCUGUUCGGUACCUUUAGCCCAGAGGACAAUGAGGACCCAGAGCCCCUACACAUUAAAGAGGAACAGGAGGAACUCUGGACCAGUCAGGAGGGAGAGCAGCUUCAAGGUCUGGAGGAGGCUGAUAUCAAGUUCUUAUUCACUCCUGUGAAGAGUGAAGAUGAUGAAGAGGAAGCUCAGUCCUCACAGCUUCAUCAAAGACAAACUGAACAGAUGGAAACAGAAGGUGAUGGAGAGGACUGUGGAGGACCAGAACCAGACAGGAACUCUGAUCUAGAACCGGAUCCUGAUGAGGAGACUGGAGACUCUUCUGAACCUGAGACUGAUAACAGUGAUGACUGGAAGGAGACCAGAGAACCUCAGUCAGGUUUAAACAAAGUUCAUGUCGGAGAUUCAAAGUGUAGUGAUGGUAAGAAACAAUUUAGCUGCUCUGAGUGUGAGAAAGGAUUCGGCACCAAGGGAACCCUCAAGGAACAUAUGAGAAUCCACACAGGGGAGAAACCAUUUAGCUGUACAGUUUGUGGUAAAAGAUUUUCACGAAAGGGGCACCUGACACAACACAUGCCGGUCCACACGGGAGAGAAACGAUUCAGUUGCAGUAUGUGUAACAAAAGAUUCUCCUGGUGUUCACAGAUCACAAGACACAUAUGUGUUGGUCGUCAGUCCUCACGGAUUCAUCAGAGUCAGACUGAGGAGAACAGAGAGGCAGAACCUCCAGAAGCUGAUGGAGAGGACUGUGGAGGACCAGAACCAGACAGGAACUCAGAUCUAGAACCAGAUCCUGAUAACAAGACUGGAGACUCUUCUGAACCUGAGACUGAUAACAGUGAUGACUGGAAGGAGACCAGAGAACCUCAGUCAGGUUUAAACUCUCUGAUUAAUGACAUUUCUAGUGAGAAACCAUAUAGCUGCUCUGAGUGUGGGAAAAGAUUUAGGAAACAGACACAUCUUAAGGUACACAUGAGAUCUCACACAGGAGAGAAACACUUUAGAUGCUCAGUUUGUAAGAAUUUUUUUCCACAAAGUGAAGACUUAGAGAAACAUUUGACACGUCACACAGAAGAGAAAAGAUUCAGCUGCAGUGUUUGUAAGGAAACAUUUGUCUGGCGUUACCAGGUCAAAGAUCAUAAAUGUGUCGGUCGUCAGUCCUCACAGCUUCAUCAAAGACAAACUGAGGAGAACAAAGAGACGGAACCAGACAGGAACUCAGAUCCAGAUAGAUAUUUAGAACCAGAUGCUGAUGUCAAGACUGAACCGUCCUCUGAACCUGAUGACAAUGUUGAUGUUGAGUUUUGGAAAGAGACCAGGAAACAUCAGUUAGGGUUCACGUACCAGAGAAAGAAAAAGGUCUCUGCAAAUGAUGGAUUUAAUAGCAACAUGAAACCUUUCAGCUCCUCUGAGUGUCACGAAAGAUCUGAAGACAGUCUCACUCUGCUGACACACAAGAACCCCCCCACGGGAGAGAAACCAUUCGGCUGCUCACUUUGUGGUCAAAUAUUUAACGAGCAGGAAAGCUUACGUUCUCACAUGACACGUCACUCAAGGGAGAAACCUUUCCGCUGCUCAGUGUGUAACACAGACUGCAGUGACAGCGAGUCUUUAGUUCAACACAUGAGGAUCCACACGAGACGAACACAGUUCAGAUGUCCAACUUGUGGUGAAGAGUUUGCAUGGAGGAGAUAUCUGACCAAACAUAUGGAAGUCCACACAAAGAAGAAAUUCUACACCUGCAGAGAUUGUGAACAAAGAUUCACCUGGUACAACACGCUCAGAAACCACAGAUGUGUUGGUCGUUGUUCCUCACAGCUUUAUCAAACUCAAACUGCGAAGAGCAGAGAGACAGAACCUCCAGAAGCUGAUGGAGAGGACUGUGAAGAACCAGAACCAGACAGGAACUCAGAUCCAGAUAGACAUCCAGAACCAGAAACUGAUGACAAGACUGGAGACUCUUCUGAAUCUGAGACUGAUGACAGUGAUGACUGGAAGGAGACCAGAGAACCUCAGUCAGGUUUAAACUCUCUGAAUAAUGAAGUUUCUAGUGAGAAACCAUUCAGCUGCUCUCAGUGUGGGAAAAGAUUUAGCCACAAAGGAAAUCUGAAUAGACACACGAGAACUCACACAGGAGAGAAACCAUUCAGCUGCUCUGUGUGUGGUAAAGCUUUCAACAUACAUUCAUCUCUUAAGGUGCACAUGAGAUGUCACACGGGAGAGAAACCAUUCAACUGCUCAGUUUGUAGGAAGUCUUUCACACAGAGGGGAAGUUUACAGACACACAUGGGAAUCCACACAGGAGAGAAACCGUUCAGCUGCUCGGUGUGUGAGAAAAGAUUUCUAACCAAAGCACAACUGAAGAAUCACACGAUGAAUCACACCGGAGAGAAAAGGUUCUCCUGCAGUGUUUGUGACCGAGGGUUCACCUGGUAUGACCAGCUCAGGAACCAUCAGUGUGUCGGCCAUCGGUCCUCACAGCUUCAUCUUCAUCAGACCGAGAACAGAGAAGAAGAGCCUCCAGCCAGCAGCUCCACUGAAUAUAUGGAAAUAACAACUUCUUAUAUGAGCAACAACGUAGAUCUGGCAUAAACUUUUUAGUUGUAGUAAAUUUAGUUCCUAUGUUUUCUAAGGUUCAGUAUUUCAAGGGUUACGAGUUUUUUUUUAUGUCCAAUCAGUGUUGAUGAUUAGACAUAAACACUGAAAUGAGUCUAUGGAUGAUGACUUGUCAUUCAGUAAAUUAUGACACGAUGCAAAGUUGACGUUGUUUGAGAUGUCUUCAUUUAGACGAGACAGCACAACCAGUCAAUGUCUUCGUUGGGACAAUUUUCUUUGUUGUACAUAUUUAAUGAGCCAUCGACUACUUCUGUCGUAUUUUUGUGCAUCAUAAAAAUAAAGAACUUGAACUUUUGUUGUUCGUUCAUUGCAGACAGUUUCUUGCUUUGCGUUAAACAUCUUUGUGGGUAUUGUGGCUCCAUCCAUGACACCAGAGUCCUGAAGAACAGAAGGAUCUACAAAGAGGCUCUGUAUCCUCCCUCAGGUAAGUCAGAAUUAAGUUGUUAAUACAUCAAUAACCAUCAGUUACUCAAAGAAAUAGUAAUUUCUGUCACACUCUCUACAGGAUACUUUGUUUUGGGUGAUGGUAGUAACAUAUUUCUAAUUUGCCUUUUAAGUUUGUGUUGUGCAAUACUCUUCUAAAGUAUAUUAAUCAAAGUCAUGUGUUUGCUGUAUACAAGCCUCUUCUUUUACAAAAGUCCAUGAUACCAUACGCAGCUGUUUGACCCUAUUCGGAUGACUUGGUUGUUGAAAUGAUCAUCCGAACAAUAAUAAUGAUGUCAUGAACAAACGAUGAAUGCUGUACGACUCGUUAAGGUUUCUGUUAUGACACGAUUUAAUAAACUUAAGCAUGUGUUGCAUUAGUUUAACAUUAUAUUUCAGAGCAUACAAUGACAUCAAAUAACGGGCAUUUACACUUGUUUCUCUGCCGUCUCAUUCAAAUGUAGUCAUAGUUGUGACGUCCAGCAGGAAGAAGCUCUUCUUGUUUCUGGAUGUUUUGAUAUCAAGAGGCUGAAGAUAAUAUAGUUUAAUUUGCUUCAGUUUAGGCUUGGGAAGUUUUAUUGUUCCCAUAUCAACAUUCUGUCCUCUGCCGGUAACGAUAGUGACACCGAGGACUCCUCUCUGUCCCGUCUUCCCUAGAUUAGAGGCUGGUCCUUUAUGCCAAUAUUUAAAAAAUAGAAGGUUCAAGACUGUUAUUAACUGUUUGUUUAUUAUGUUUAUUUCUUGUUUUAUGUCACAAACAAGUCGAUCCAUAGCAAAUCAAUGAGUUUAUUGAUCAAGAUGUUGAAGGAGUUUUCUGUAAAACAUUAAAUCAAACUCAUCUUCAUCAUCCUGAGAGGACUGACGUGUAUUGUCUCACUUCCUGUCUCCAGUGUAUCUGUUGUCUGACAGCGUACUUCCGUAGCUCCGGCUAAACUAAGUUAAUUGUGUGAUAUUCUUCAGUACAAGCGGCUAAUUAUCUGAUAUACAUUUAAACACUCAUAGCUCGCUUCCUCUUUUAGCGACUUCUUGCUUAAUAUAACAGUUGUUUACACGUUCUGUUCUGCCAACAUUAACUACCGUACUUUAGCUUAGCAGCUAGCGAUGGCUUCUCUCUACCUCUCCUGCUCUGUGUGUCACAUGUUUAGCCAUUCUUAUGAGACAGCUCUGGUGAAAAUAAUGAAUGACCUAAUUGCAUCAGACAAAGGACUUGUCUCUGUUCUGGUCUUGUUAGACCUUAGGGCUGCGUGUGACACCAUUAAUCAUUACAUCCUGUUACAGAGACUAGAACAUUUGAUUGGCAUUAAUGGAACCGCACUAAACUGGUUUAAGUCCUAUUUAUCAGAUUGAUCUUAGUUUUGUAAACGAUGAAACCUCGAUGAACACCGUUAGUCAUGGAGUUCCACAAGGUUCUGUGCUUGGACCAAUCUUGUUCCCCUUAUACAUGCUUCCUUUUAGGCAAUAUUAUCAGAAAAGACUUUAAACUUUCAUUGUUAUGCAGAUGAUACUCAAUUAUAUCUCUCGAUCAGACCAGAUAAAACCAACCAGCUCACUAAACUGCAAGCAGCUUUAAGGACAUAAAAACCUGGAUGACCUGCAACUUCCUGAUGUUAAACUCAGACUAAACGUUAUUCUACUAGAAAUCAAUGAUCCAAUUAUAUAGUUAGAGCUGGCUCAGGUUUAUAGUUAGGGCUGGUUCAGGUUUAUAGUUAGGGCUGGUUCAGAUUUAUAGUUGGAGC
Molecule: messenger RNA, 4985 nt
Organism: Anarrhichthys ocellatus (wolf-eel)
Lineage: Eukaryota; Metazoa; Chordata; Actinopteri; Perciformes; Anarhichadidae
Product: zinc finger protein 84-like
Exons: 3
Coding region: 1-2802 (933 amino acids)
Biological process (GO): regulation of DNA-templated transcription
Molecular function (GO): DNA-binding transcription factor activity, RNA polymerase II-specific; RNA polymerase II cis-regulatory region sequence-specific DNA binding
Source: RefSeq, a predicted model, not a curated record